Dreissena polymorpha is the source of this 483-nucleotide messenger RNA. RefSeq lists its product as uncharacterized. Gene Ontology annotation, molecular function: copper ion binding; oxidoreductase activity. Gene Ontology annotation, cellular component: plasma membrane. The transcript has 3 exons. The record is from RefSeq and is a predicted model, not a curated record. Bases 1 to 483 code for a protein of 160 amino acids. NCBI's taxonomy places the organism in Eukaryota, Metazoa, Mollusca, Bivalvia, Myida, Dreissenidae. Gene Ontology annotation, biological process: iron ion transport.
AUGAAUGAUUCGACACUGGUCUAUCCCUACAAUGGAAGCUUGUACGCAUAUAACGUCACCAACUUAUCAAGCGCUGAACCCGUACCGCCCGACAAUGUGAUAACAGGUGAUGGAUGGGAGGAUCCAAAACUUGUAACUGUUGUGAACGGCAAACUCCCAGGUCCAGAUAUAAUCGUGUAUGAGGGGCAAGACGUUGUGGUGCAUGUCAAGAACGGAUUGCGAAGCGAGGGGACUACCAUUCAUUGGCAUGGUCUGCCCCAGGUCGGAACCCCAUGGAUGGACGGUGUCCCUUACGUCACACAAUGUCCUAUACUACCAGGACAGUCCUUUACCUAUCGAGUAUCUAUCGAUGCUCACACAUUGACUGUUGUUGCAUCUGAUGGUUAUGACAUUGAUCCCGAGGAGAUGGAAUCAUUUGUCAUCAAUCCCGGCGAGAGGUUUGACUUCGAGAUCAUGGCCAAUCAGCCCGUCGUGUGGCGAUGA